Molecule: messenger RNA, 1748 nt
Organism: Cornus florida
Lineage: Eukaryota; Viridiplantae; Streptophyta; Magnoliopsida; Cornales; Cornaceae
Product: serine/threonine-protein phosphatase PP2A-2 catalytic subunit-like
Exons: 6
Coding region: 345-1265 (306 amino acids)
Biological process (GO): peptidyl-serine dephosphorylation; mitotic cell cycle
Cellular component (GO): cytoplasm
Molecular function (GO): protein serine/threonine phosphatase activity
Source: RefSeq, a predicted model, not a curated record
UGAGUUUCAUUUCACUCUCCUUCCAUUCCACAAUCAUUUUUUCUCUCUUCUUUCUUCACACUAUAAUAUAUAUCUAUAUCUAUAUAUAUAUAUAUAUAUUUUCGUCAUCUCCUAUUGAGACGAAUCUCAAAAUUAUGAAAUGAUCAGGAUGCGAGUAACGAUCCAUCAACGGAUUCAAAUCGAUUCAGUACGAAACCCUAAUUUAUCGCUUGUCGUGUUCGGAUGCUGAACCUAUCGAAUUGAAUUCAAAUCUCGGUACGUAGCUGAUUGAUUGAUAUUCGUUGAGUUUUUGGUUCGAUCUUCGGUGUCUGAUCGAUCGGUGUUUCAGAUCGGAGAAAGAGACAAUGCCUUCGCAUGCGGAUCUGGACCGUCAGAUCGAGCAGUUGAUGGAUUGCAAGUCUCUGUCGGAGGCUGAGGUCCGGACGCUGUGCGAUCAAGCUAGGGCUAUACUUGUUGAGGAAUAUAAUGUGCAGCAGGUGAAGUGUCCGGUCACCGUGUGCGGUGAUAUUCAUGGCCAAUUCUAUGAUCUGAUCGAGCUGUUCCGGAUAGGAGGAAGUGCUCCGGACACCAAUUAUCUGUUCAUGGGCGACUACGUCGAUCGUGGGUACUAUUCAGUGGAGACUGUCACACUUUUAGUGGCUCUGAAAAUUCGUUAUAGAGAUAGAAUUGUAAUCCUUAGAGGAAAUCAUGAGAGCCGGCAAAUAACUCAAGUGUAUGGCUUUUAUGACGAAUGUUUGAGGAAGUAUGGAAAUGCCAACGUCUGGAAGUACUUUACCGACCUUUUUGAUUACCUACCCCUUACAGCACUUAUUGAAAGUCAGGUAUUCUGUUUGCAUGGAGGACUCUCACCAUCUUUGGAUACAUUAGAUAAUAUUCGCUCCUUGGACCGUAUACAGGAGGUUCCACAUGAAGGACCAAUGUGUGAUCUCUUGUGGUCUGAUCCAGAUGACCGGUGUGGGUGGGGAAUAUCUCCACGUGGAGCUGGCUAUACUUUUGGGCAGGACAUAGCAGCUCAAUUCAAUCACACCAAUGGGCUCAGUAUGAUCACGAGAGCUCACCAGCUUGUUAUGGAAGGUUACAAUUGGUGUCAGGACAAGAAUGUGGUGACAGUAUUUAGCGCUCCAAACUACUGUUACCGUUGCGGGAACAUGGCUGCAAUUCUGGAGAUUGGGGAGAACAUGGAACAGAAUUUCCUUCAAUUUGACCCAGCUCCGCGUCAGAUCGAGCCUGACGCCACACGCAAGACUCCCGAUUAUUUUUUGUGAUCUCGAUAUCGGUGUUUAUUUUUUCUCUAUAGAUGUGUCUCAAAUUCUGUUGUUUGAGAGUUGUUUUCCACAUCAUUCUUUUUUGUUUUGGAGUUUGCCUGCUGCUGGCCUCGAUUCCGUGCUCUCGAGACUCCCGGGAAGAAUCGAUUGAAGGCACCAACAAAACCUAUUGUAAAUUUCAAACGGAGGAAGCAGCAAUAACAUGGUAUAUUGUGUUUUGUAAUUUGACAAUUCAAGGUAGGGAAAGAAGAUUUUCAGAAUGGAUGCCAGUCACUUACCAUUUUCGCUGACAAGUGACUGAAAUGGUAAUAGAUUUAUAGGUCUUUGUUGAGGCAUAAAUUAUUAUUAUUAUUAUUUUUUUUCGUUGUUAGAUUGCUGUUACAUUAAUUUCACUAAUCUACGUUCCUCAUAUGCUAGUCAGUCCAGAUACUUUUGUUGUGCAUAGGAUGAUUGUAAUAAUAUUUUCUGGUCUGUUUGGGUUUA